This is a messenger RNA of Amoebophrya sp. A120, 13897 nucleotides long. The record is from the annotation of a GenBank genome assembly. Lineage: Eukaryota; Dinophyceae; Syndiniales; Amoebophryaceae.
AGAUCCCCUUCAGACGAGUUACUUAUGCGUGGUGAAAACUCGUUCCCCAACGAGGUCGAAGCAUGUAGUAGUUUCGCUUGGGUUUCUUGUUCUUUUUCGUACACUACUUGUUGUAAAUUUUUCAUCAUUCUCUCCAUGUUCCGUGAAAAUCUAAAGCAUUCCCCGUAAUUUGUUGUUUAUCAAAAUCAUUUCUUUUUUACCUUGUGUGUUUCCGCUGUCUACUGCUUUCUGCUUGUCGAGUUUUCUCCAAAAUUUGCAGCAAGGAGCGGAGUUCUUGAACGCGGAGAGAGGAGUUCCUGAAUCACACAACUCCGUCGGAAAAAACUCGUCGAACUACAACUCGCGGGGUGUCCGGGCAACUGUGUGGAAGAAGCAGUCGCGAAUUCGUUUUCGUUUCAGCGAAGGUGGUGAGAGCAGCUCUUGUGUUCUUCAGUUGACGCGACGCGGACCACUCCGGUUGUAUUCGAUUCUACGAGAGUGCACACGACCUCCGAUCUACCAAUCCACCGCACUUGUCAUGCAAAAUACCACUACAUUCACAGAUUCAUUGUCGUGGUGUGCAUGAACAAAAUUAUAAUACUUCCUGGAAAAGCACUGGCACACUCGUCAACGCGUUUCUUUGUCAUGCGGAGGCUGCAAGGUUGCCGUUCAUCCCUCUUAUUGCCGUUGUAGAUGCAAACAUGCAAAUGAGGCGGAGGGCGGGUGGUCGGGGUUGUCCACUUUGAUGCCAAAGAACCUGACUGAACGGGGAAGAUGACGAAGGGCGCGACGUUCGUGGUGGCGGCGACGGUGGGUGGUUUUCUUCCCGGGGUGGAAGGCAGUGGGAUUGACGGCGUUCCAUUCGACCCGAAAAAACCAUUCACGGUUCAGUUUUGUGACGAGCACGGCAAGACCGCGGGCACUGUUGCGACCCGCACGCAGGACGGAGCAGUUGUCUGGGUGACGGAAACGGGAAUGAAAUCGGGUAAGUACACGGAAUUGAAUUUUCAAUUCGAAGAAGGCUCCUUCCGAUGGGACGAAGACACGGAGAAACAGGAAGUGGAACAGCAUGGCCACACCUACCGUGUCCAAGACGAACCGCCCCGGGGUUGUGGUAAAAUUUCUGUGGCGGGUCAACGUGGGUGCCUCGGGACCAAUGCGGCCGACAAGAAUAAACUGAUCCUAGGGCAAGAAUGCGGAGACGACCAGAAGAGCAUCCGGUGGUGCCUUUCUUCGAGUAACCUCGACUGGAAUACUGGGACUGACGACAAGGGUGAAUAUUUUGUGCAUGAUAAAGCUUAUCGUACCGGAAAAUACUGGCAUAUCAGUCAUGUUUGUCACGCGUUUGGCACGUCGCAACUAUUUCUUCCUGGGAUAUAGUUAAGAGUAUGCAAUUUUCGCUCCCAUGUGCGUCGCGAGCAGGUUUGCGGUACUGUUUACGCAAGACAAACGUGCCAUACAGUUUUCCGGAUGAUAAAUUGCCUUUCAGCAUCGCGGAAAGCAACCACUUAGCAAGUACGCUUUGGACAGGUUGGAUACCGACCUGGUGGUCGGAAUAUGAUUACGUAACAUCGGAAGCAAGCAGGAAGGGACAUAAAAGCGUGUUUCUGAAGCAAGAUGGAGGUGAAAUAAAUGUCGCCCGGCUGCAGCCUCCACAAUCCGGGUCCUCUGCUGCACCGGAACAGGCGGUACUUGUGAUUCUACUGAAGUAUAUGCAAGUCGUUUCCUCGACCUCGUUGUCGUUUCCCGACUGGGAAUGUCUGCUGGAUGCUUUAUUGUUUUCUGGGGAUUUCGAUUUAUUAUUAUUUAUGAUAAGUUGUAGGUUACACACCUUCCUCUUUUUGGGGCGUGAUCUGAUACCAGGUGUGCCGCGACUUAGAAAUUGCUGUAGAUAGUAGAGCAAAAUGUUUUAUUUCCGUACUCACUAGGGAAACUAAGAACACUCAUGGCGACGAGAGCAGUUGAAUUUUGAAUUUGAUCAUGUCUUUACAGCUGCACGGUGAAGAAGAACCAGGCCACGAAGCCGAGGAUGUGGGAACCGGCGAAGCAGGGCACGCGCUUGCGGGUGGGAACAUUUUCCAGGACGACCUCCACGAGGAGGUACAUUUUUCUUUUUAGUUUCGAUCGCUCGGUGAUUUAUGAGCUGUAAAAGCACUACACCAUGCUGUCUUGAAGACCAAGAUCGCGGUAGGGGAAAAUCACACUGCUAGCGCUUCUUUCUUUUCGGCCUUCAUCGCAGCCUCGUGGCGGAAACACAGUCGUGGACUUCUGCGCAACGAGAUCUUGUCCUACAAGCCGCGAGACCUCCGCUGCCGCUGCGCGGAAUGGCUUGCGCUCAGCUGUACUCUCUACGGCUGCCGCCUGCACACUUACACCACAGAAAGUCGACAACAGAGCAGAGGGCUACGACGCUUUUUUUUGCGACAUAGUAAAGGCGCAGCACCAUAGCAGGAUCGACCGCUUAGGCGAAAUGCAGCCCCAGCCUGCAGUCGUGGUGCUUUCCUGGCGACAAUAUUUUGUAGCCUCUUGUCGACCACGAAAUUUGAAUUUCGAUGGCCUGUUCUGGGGAAUGUAAGCUUGAAUUUUGGCACUGCACCUAUAACAGGACAACGUUGCCGCCGCUUUCGAGGAGCUAGUCGACGAGAACGGAGAACCUGCUUGGCUACUGGCGCCCCAAGAUGUUGCUGAUGUUAUCCUUACCAAAACAUUCCUCGUUUUCUUCAUGACGUGUAUUUGUUGUGCUUGUGCAUCUGUAAAGGCAGCAAUUUGCGUAUCUCGUGGCAUGUUGUAGGCAAGUCGGAAGAUAGGUCCGGGCAUGUAUAUACAAGAUCAACAAAGCGCCGUCAGAGGAUGGACGACUGUGCCUCCAGAGGCAAGACUUGUGAUGGCGGCCCGCAGGAUGCCGAUGCGUGCUCGAGCGGCAAAUUAUACACAGAUGAAACAGGCGGGGAAUGUCUUCGGUGCAAUAUUCAUUUGGUCCGACGAAGGGGGCAGUGGUGUGUUUAUUCAAUCAAAGCUCAAACUGGGCUAAAAAAAAUUUGGCAUGGAUGCUGGCGACCGCGUAGCCUAAGCAUUGCAUGGAGGCAGUCGUUCAUCAAAAUUGCGCACAUAGCAAUUCUCUCCCAAGGGAUUUGGUGCAACAAGCUGGAAGCAGCGUUUUGCGUGCUGCUUGUCGUCUUGCAAGUUUUCAGACCGGACGCGUCCACGGGCGGCAGUGGGUUUGCACUUGCUGCCGGCCGCUGGAACGGAGCGUCGGGCUCGCUACCCUUGUUAAUUCCGCGACGGUGUUAUUUUCACUUGCCCAAAAACUUUGCUUGAAUACUGCCUUUAGCUGAUGUGAAUCCGGAGGAGACACACACCAAGUACUGGGCUUUUCUUGCGGAAGAAGGGUUUCGGGCGUGCAGGGGAAGGGUUUGUCCUUGUCGUGUACUAUCGCUUGUUGAAAAACACGACUCGGGUGGAGUGCCGUCGUGGAACUUCGUUUGGGUCAGCCCUAGCGGAUCCGCCAGUGCUGCACCAGACGAGAAGUGGUGGGUGGAUAGGUCUAUCCUCGAAAGCGACGAACCAGCUUGCGAACCACAGACACCGCGAGUGAACCUCUGUAAAGUCGAGUUGGGGCAGCCGGCAGCUGACGUAUUUUCUAUUUGAUUUGGAAUCUACUCUGUUGAAGAAACAAAGGCCGGCUCUGCUGUUACCACCCACUGAGUUUUUAGGUCCAGAAUUUUCGCUUUUAUCCAGAGCGUGUUGAAGUGAAAGACCCCUGCCUCAAACUCCGAUUGAAUAGAGGCAAAGCAAAGUAGAAGUCCGAUGGAUCUCAGUGGCUGUGACGCUAGUGCUGGCCCCCCGUAUCGAAUGGAAAUGGGAUAUGUAAUCGCAUAGGGUCCGCCUGCGGAGCAGGCACUUGUGCUCUGACGGUCGUAUCAGGAAUCAAAAUCAUUUGCAGUGAUCUCCAGCUUGCAACUUGAGAGUCCCGCCCGCCACUGUGUUGGGAUCUUUUGAGUUUCGCUUUUCUUUGCUCCGCACUGCACUCACCAACGUAUUUAAGAGGUACAUUCAAAUCUCUCCAGGUACAAGGAGAUGUGCGCGACGAGGGCGGGCUUGAGAGAGAAGCAGCAGCGGGAGCAGCAGCAGCACCCGAAGCCGCAGAAGUUCCCGAAGCAGAAGCAGAAGCAGAUGAAACCGAACGGGCAGCAGAAGCCGAAGCCGAAGCCGCAGCGGCAUCACCCGAAGCCGAAGCAGCACCACCACCACCACCCGACUCCGGCCAGGUAGUAUUUUUGUUUCGCGCCCUUUUCCUCACCGCAUACUUCGACGCGGAGCCUUUCCACCUGUUUCUCGUCGAUGAACAACACGACGUAGAAGUAGAUGGAACAGCGAUAACAUACCUGAGUUUGACCUCGUGGUUGACGAUCAAGAUGAGAGGAAUUUGUCUUGCAUAAAACCCGAGAGUAACUCUGACAUUCUCGGACGUCAUUGAUGUUUGAUUGCAAGCAUGAUAGUAGAUGCAAAAACUAAAACACGUGUCUAUCAGGUUGCCGCCGAAGAAAUAUUGCAAGGAAUUCAAAGGGGAGAAGCUUUUACCAUGACGUUCACGACCGGGUCGAGCGGGGACAAGAUCGUUCACCGGGUCGGCGGAGGCUGGUCGCCGUGGAUCAGUGCGCUAACGCCCGACGAGGUUUCUUUGGUACCCGAGGGAACUGGAGCGUCGAACCAGUUCCGUCUGGUGGAGCCGUUGCCUAGCGGUACUGGAUCGCUGUGUGGCAAGCUGGAAGCGAUUGGAGCUGCGCCGGGCUCCGGUAAACACUUCGUUACCUGUCCUACAUUUGGCACGUCAAACGGGUUUAAAGUACAGCUCACAGGACAAUCGAGGCUCGCCUCGGUCGUGUGUUUCGAAUUCCAAGAGGGCCACGGUUGGAGGGUGACGAAAAGCGACGGGGGAAGGCGGCGCAUGGUCGUGCAGGGACGUGUUCCUGCAGGUGCAAAACAAAUACGCGAAGUAAGUUAUGCCGCGCCGUUUUUUUUCGCGCUGUCGAGUAGUGUGCUAGCGUGCUGACUGCGUUCUGUAUUAAUCAAACACAUGAGGCAGUGCGCAUUUGGAAACGCGGCUAGUUGAUGCCAUGUGCAUCGAGCGAGCCUAGCCCUUUCAUGCAUGGUCGUACUGAUUUACAGAGCAAAACCAAAAGCAGCUUCCGCCAGGGGAUUCCACACAAAGACACAAUCAGAGAAGUUUGCAUUGGUAUUUGUGUCGUGAGCAGAUUAGGUGUGCAGCACAAGAAAGACGGGGGGAUGAAAGGCGGUGGUAGUCUUAGACUUGAUACGAGAGCCAGAAUGUGCUAUGGACAGACAACAAGAAAGUGCCCACGGACGAGGCGCACGUGGUACGAAAAGAAUUGUCCCUACCUCUACCCCACAGCCCGCCCUAGCGACGGCUCUCUUAAGUAUUGCUACCCCAGAGGUGCUGGCGGCAUCCCCACGAAAUGAAAUGCGGACAUUUUUUGCAUGAAUUGAUUUGGAUUCUCUUGGUGAUGAGUACCGGUUGGAGAAGAUUUGCGGGCCGACGCCGCAAUCUGUCACUUGCUUUGUCAUGUUGACCAAAAACAACCUUCUUUCUUUGCUCCUGAUGUAUUCUCGACAGGCACCGUUGGCACGGUGAUGUCGUGGCAUAAGUAGUGAAUACGAGUUGCGUUAUUUGUGGAGAACGGAAGAGGACAAGCACAAGCAAUCCGGUUGCUGAGCUGGCUCCUUUUCCCGCAGGAGACCGGCUUUGUCUCCGUCCGAGCCUUCCAGCACUGUCGGCCACCUACCGAAGCAGCGUUUUGUUCCCAGUUGAGAUGAGAUGUUCUGCGGGAACUUAUGUUCUGUUUAUGUGCCUGCGAAGGGGGGUGUUUUGCUGGUAGAGGUAGAGAUUGCCUUUCCAUAGACGCAAAUCGAUCUUCUGGUGAAUGCAGAACAUGACGAUGACCCGGAGGCAGCUCAGGUACUACCUAUACAAAAAGAGGUAGAGUCAACAGGCGGCUUUUUAGUGCAUUUCGUUUUUUGUAAUCGUAAUCGCCGUACUAGUGUACCAAACUACGACAUUGACUCCAACUCGGGGAUGUCAACCCGUCUCUUGACGUCAACAACAGGCUCGUUCCGAUUACGACUACUACCACCCUCACGGUAAAGAUCCCCUCGAAACGGAUGAUGAGCACUAUCGCAUGUAUGACCAAGGCACCGUCAACGAGGAUCAGAACCAGGGCUCUCCGCGCGAGGUACAGUUCCUUCACUGCUUUAAUCUUUGCGAUACUUCACCAACAUCGUUCAGCUGGACACUCAUGUGUGCAGCCGGCCGACGUUGCAACAAUCAAAGUGGUUUCAGCCACCAUUUCGCGCCCAAAUAGUAGAUUCGUUCUGUCGUGCAGCAGUGAAUCCCAGGGGCCCGCACGAGGUCAAUCUUCGAUAGUUCUUUCUUCUUUCCGAUAUAACCGCAACGCGCAGUCGAAGAAGUUGGACCCUUUGUUGCCGUGCGGUGGUAAGAAGUCGGCAGCUGUUCGUCGUCCACUUUUUAGACACACGGAUAAAGGCUCUGGACCUUUUGUCCGUUUCGCGACGAAUGGCGAACGUGCGCGCACAAACGCGCAAACCGACGAAAAAAAGCUAAUUCGACUAUUACAGGUCGGAGUAAAAAGUCAUGUCUGAGUCAAAUGCGCGUUGCGUAUGCGUUGGCUUGGUCGUGCGUCAACUUUUCCUCAACCCAUUUUUCAGGAGUCUGCUGGCCAGGACGAGAAGUUGGGGCCUUAUGAUGAAGUUGAGGCAGCGAAAGGAGCUGGAGUCGAACAAGAAAGGCUAGAGGAAUGGCUAGGGACGGUAGUGCAUCGCUUUUUAUUUGUUUUGCGACUCCUAUAGGUUUGGCUGGAGGACGUGGCUAAUCUAUGUCAUCCUAAUUUUUAAUAUCGGAUAUGAGCCAGCACCAGGUCGUUGUCCUUCAAAAGGUGAAAAUAAAAGAGGUCCGCACGACCAUGAACAAAGACAACGAUAGAAGUCGUCCGCCAACUGACUAAAAGACAACGUGGUGGACGAACAAGCAAGAGUUGAUCAUUUAUGAUUGAAGAUGAUGAAGAACAUCAUCGGCAUCAUGAUCCGCUUCCUCUUCCUAGCAUUCGCGACCGAAACAUCAGAUUCAAAUGCGCCGAACCGGGAUUGUGCUUUAUGUGUAGUAGGCCACAGGAACUGCCUGUCCAUGGUGUGUACUCCUCGAGCCGGAAGGCGGGAUACAGUUCAGCGGCAAUGGGUAAUCGAAAACCUCCCAAUAAGCGUAUCGUGAUUGUAUCCAAAUUACACCAACAGCCUUCAUCUCCGGCGGAAGAAAUACCGGGCCAAGUUGUCUUCGAUGAGAAACAGCCGUUUGUUCUGAAGUGGGCGAAUCCACUAACCAAGAAAGGCGCCGAAGACGUCGUCGCACACGUGACAGGGGGAAGCAAGAUGCAGAAAGCGGAGGCACUUCAGACCCUAACCGCGGACAAGAUGAAUCAAGUAGAGCAAAAGGUCAUGGAGCUGCAAUUUUUUGAACCUCAGGCUGUGCAAGACGGCAAAGGGGUCACAGAAAUUUGCGGAAAAAUGUACGUGGUGUCCGGCUUUGAGCCCUGGACGAGCAAGUGCAUUCAAAAGGGCGGGCUCGCGCAGCCAACAAAGCUUUUUCCUUGGAGAUCCUGUUCAGGUUCCACCGGAAUAGCCAGGGGCGUGGCGCAGAAGUUUUGUCUUUUCGAACAGUCGGCGGCUGCAGACGACGGGAAGGGGGCGAGGCUAUGCAUUUCGAAACUUGUCUGGGUUAGAGGAAGGGCGUCAUUGUAUAUGUGCGCCGUCUUUGUAGUUGACUUUCGCCGGGAAGCAAACUGAGAUCUAUGCAUGAGAGCACGAGAGACAUCAAUGAUCGCUGCAGCGCAAGGCGUUUUUGUACGCAAGUGCGCCACGCACUGUGAUGGAUAUGGGUUUGGCACAUAGGCCUCGUCCGUGUUCGAAGAUGAAUCAAUGGUGCUGCUGACACAAAUUCGGAAUCAAUGGCGCUGCUGACACAACUUCAGUGAUACAGAUUCUGGACUCAGCACUUUUCCCGACCCAGACGCAUUUGCAGUCGAUAGCACUUUCGGAUUCAUGCGUUUGGCAAGCCCGCCGAGCUGCUGACAACGCGCCAAGAUUUCGGACGAGGAUAUUCAAACAACUAUCUGCACUUGGAUCCCCAAGUCCAGCUUAACGCGCCGAAGGACCUGAUCCUAGUGCAAGGAAACCAGCGGGUGAAAGCGCUUAGCGAGGUGAAGGGUCCGUCCACUACCGCCGCCUUCGCAAGCGGAGGAACGACUGCGGGCACAGUACUGCUAGCUAUUUUCAUUUUCCGACGUUUACAACCCUACACGUUAAUGUUAAACGAUAAAAAGUCACCCGAACCGGCGAUUUUUCUUGCUCUACUAGCGACGCGCCUGACAUUGUAUCGUAAUAGAGUGCAUAUAUACUUUUGUACAGAAUUAUCAGAAACAACACGGCAGCUCUAGUUUUUACAGAGAACGAGCUGUGCAGAUCUGGUUGAUAUUAUCAAUCUCCUGCAAAGACAUAAAUAGACCGGUGCUGUUGUUCUUUGAUGGGGAGAUGGGAUUUCGAAUGGAGUUUUCUUCACAAUCACAGGCCGUUCUUCAUGAGGAAGCAGGAAGCGGCGCUUGGGCCAGAAGCGAAAAAAACGCACCAAAGCCGAGCCUGGUGGAUCCGGAAGUGCGCAUCGCUGAUCCUGAGGUACUAGGUGUUAACCGUUGAUUUGUAUGUAGUGAGGCCGCGAGCGCUGGCGCUCUAAUCUGGCGGCUUUUUAAUUGCCAGACAGACAGCAAAGCGACCACAGCCUGACAAAAAGUGUUGCAGUUUGUUACACAAAUUAGAAGGAUUCGAGAAGGGCAUCACAAGCAACUUUUGUCAUGCAAGCCGUGCUGAGUAAGAGUAGCGGUAGCCUAGUUUUCGUGCGUGUGGUCCUUAAUCCUUUGGAAUCUCCACAUUAGAAGGAAGUUCGAUUUGUCAUGCCGAGCAAGUUUGUGUUGCUGAAGUCUUCUCGAAGGGGGCAACUGUAACGCUUUUGUUCUUGCGCAUUUUGCGGCUUGAGGCUUUUUUCUCCAUAGUCUUUCUCAAUGCCGCACCAAAUCCAAAACUCUUCAAUCCCCACAUUAGCUUUAUCUGGGAAGCGCAAUGCGUCUGAAUCUGCAGCUUCGCAGUAAUACGCCAUGAACUUAAUACUACUCUUCGAGGCUGAGCUGCAGCUAUUGUCUGUGGCCGUCCUUUAUCCUUUCCUUUCCCCAUCUGAUUCCGAAAAAACGCACAGCAACUGCACACUGGUCUCGGCGAGUGAGCGUCUACUUUAUCGAUGGCGGCUUGUGGUGAAAGCCGUACUGAAGUAGAAGUUGAAAAAUACAAAUUUACCAGGUGCUCCCCUUGUUGAAACAUCUCCGGGCCGGAGAGGUUUUCACGAUCAAAAUUGCAAACGAGAAGGAACCGCAGAAACCCUAUACCGUGUACCGCGUUGAUGACGAGGACGCCACCGCUGUCUUUGGUGCGCCGAAGCCUCCUCACUCGCUCGGUGCGGCAAAAGAACCUCUCCAGGAGCGGUUGGAGCUUUCGGGCGAAGAUGAAACUCUGCGUGUGUCUCCGAACUUCAAACUGGUGAACGUGGCAACUCAGCAUAAGAACAAUUUCGAGGCCUGUGGCGAUCUGCAGGCCUUGGGAGACGUCGGAGAUCAGGCGGCUGCAGAGCAGUUGUUUGUCUACCGUGCAAGUAUGGGCUACGCUACAAAACCGGGCUUUCAAGCGAAGCUUGUAAACCAAGAAAAAAUCGGUGGGUUGCCUUGGGUGUGUCUGAAACUGAAUGCUCAGCAGCAGGAGGGCAGCAUGUCGUGGGAACUGAAACUGGACGGGAAAAGUAUGAUCCUUGGGGGCUCGUUAUGCAAAGGUUAGUCGUGCCUUCGACCUAGCAUGAUGUUUCCGCACCCAUGAUAUUUUUUAACGCCAGGUCCCUCCUCGAUAAAAAGCCUACGGCAGGGGCACAGUCGACAUUAUGGUGUUUCGGCGAGUUAAGUAUCCUGCUACCGUGCCUGCGUCACGUAUGGCGUAGAUCAACCUGACAGGGCUGCGCCUGUAACUUGUGACUGGACCGCACUAAUAGACCCGUUUCGCCGCGACGAGUGCCCGGUGAUGUGCCCUUUUUUUCAUUACUGUGGCUAUGCUGUCGACGCUUAUCUUCCAAUUUUGUUGGCAUGAUAAUUAUUACUCUGCCGGGAUCUUCUCUUCGUGUCCAUCAUUGUACACCGACUCUUAAUGCGGAAACAUCUGCGUGGUUGGCCGCAGUUUUGGUCUCCAUUCGCCAUUAUUUUUACGGUCGGCCGCGAUGUUUCGGUGCAGGACGUGCGGUGGUCAGAUCAACUAAACCUCGUGCGGCCCAUUGUACGAAAGGGGGGAACCACGCCUCUAGUAGAGUCCUCCCGCGACGGAAAAAGCACUGCAUGGCCCUCCGGACAAGCCGGAAGCUUUACGAAAGGGACAAAGCUUCAGAUUUGAUGUUUUUGAUGAUGAUCAAGUAGAAUGCUCAUCUUCACGAUGCCCCCCCCAGAUGGGGCUUCAUGAGCAAAGAUUUUUUACAUGUGCCAUUUCCACUCUUCGUGAUGAUAGUCCAAUUUUCGAAUGACGUCAGGACGCAUGAUGGGCGGCGCGUGGCUAUCAUUGCAAUUCCAUCGGAAUAAUGAAGCCGUGCCAGCUGCGAUGUUUUAUGCGCUACUUUUGACGAAAUUCGAAUUCGUCAGGUACUCAGCUUGAUAAAAAGAACGAGAAUUAAUACGAGUCAAACAAGGCUUCGACUUAACAACGUUUUUCCGUAUUGCUUUAAGAGCCGUGCCUCCUCGCUCCAACAUCGGGGCUUCUCUUCACGAUGAUCACCAGUCAAAAAGUUGCACAGAACUAUUUUGUUCUGCCAGAAAAACAGUAGGGAAAGCAACAGUAGAGGACACGUCGUGCAUAGACAUUUUCAUAUUUUGAUGCAACUUGCCGUGGGCUGGGGGAGUACUAGAGGUCGAGGUUUGGUCCUUUCGAUACGCGCAAAUUGAUCUGGUGCAGCCGCAGGCAAUGCUGGGAAGCGAAAUUGCGACUGGGGGUGGGCCCCCUGCUGCAGAGGUGGGGCUUGUCGACCCUGCAGUCAAAGAUCCGCUGGACGAUCUGGAGCGAAAAGUACGGCAGGGCGCAUACUCCUUCCGAAUUGUUUUCGCACAAGGGAGCGCUGCCAGUGAAGAAGGAGCGUUCAAAACCGCGAUUUUUACCUCACCCGACUACGUCUCGAUGCUUGCGUACGACGAAACAUCAGAACGCCCUGCGAGAAAGAAAUUGGCAUCGGACCAUCGGGACUUUUCUUUGGUUGACCACAUCCGUUCCGGUCCUACGCCUGGCUCUCCUCUAUGUGGGAAGGUGAAGGCCACCGAACCCAAAGAUUCUGGAAAGUGCUUGGGGUGGCAGCGGAAAGGGCCUGGACUGUCUGAGGUUGACUGUCGGACUCUUGGAUUGGUCUUCUGCUUCCAUGCAAAGCCGCGGGCGUCGGACGAUGCCUCUCAACCCCGUUUCACCAUUACGCACACGGCCAGCAAGACGGAAUCGUUCAAAUUAGCGGUACGGAGGUGGAAAAAAAACAAGAAAACCCAUAUCGUGGAUUGAUAAAUUGCCGUUCCUCUUUUUGAAUGUCUCACAAAGCCUGGUCAUGGGAUAUGUUUUAGGACCUGGCGAGUUCAAAGAGAAAGAUGCCAUUGUAGCAGCUCUCCUCUGCCACUGCAUUUUUGUCAUGAAAAGGUAGAACGGCUUGGAACAGUGCAUUAGGUAGAAGCCAACAUGCCGGCAGUGGGGGGAAAAUAACAAGGAUUACAAUAUCAUAACCACGGAAGAUGGGUUCAGAAGUUUUCAUUUUGAUACGAAUUGCCGGAAGGUGAAUCCCCGUACGUGCACCUGUUUUAUGAAGAACAAAGGUAUCUUUUCCCAUCGGAUAAUAUUGGACAGACCAGUCCGUGUCCGACCCGUCUUGCUUGAAAAAUAGCUUGUAGACAUGCAUCCGCAGUAGAAACUUCCAGGGGCGCCUGCCCCUGUGCAGUGACAUGAGCCCCUCUUGUGUGUUGCCGCAAGGAGCAUGCGCAGCGUCCCCUUUUAGCUGUGCGCGCAAAGUACGCGUUUUGUGCUUGUACGUACACAUCGGUUUUUGUAUGGGACGUGGCACGACGGUGGGCGGAGGUCCGAUAUUGAGUGGUGGGAAAAGAAGGCUUCACGUCAAUACGCAACCUGACGGGGAAAUCACAAAGAGCCACGCAACCGAAGUCUUGUUGCCCGCGACGGUACAGUUUAGAUGCGUUGCUUAUUCCUUAUUUGGCAACCCAAUUGACCGACAUUCAGCUAUCUCUCCACGACACGAAAACAGAUGAGAGCUGUUGCCCGCAUCACAUGUAUCACGAAGUGAAAACGCGGCACUGCGGGGCUUGCUUACUUAAAUUUAACUUCGGCCCCUUCGGUGGGGGCCUUUUUUGGUAAUGACAAAUAUUAAUCGUCCCCGGGGGCUCCCUGCGGCUGCGAGAUAGCUGCUUUUAGUUUGCGUCUUGCGAGACAAGAGAGGCCGGGUGUCGUGGGCUGCCCUCUAGGCCGCGCAGUUUGCCGUUCUCUUGCUAGAACUGGUGCCGCUUGCCCGCUUCUUGCAAAAAAUUCACCGAUGUCAGGAGAAGUGUGUUAUCCUUUCGGCAGCAAAAGAGGCGUCGGAGGUCAGCCGGAUGCCUCGCCGGCCGCAUUGUGGCAUGCAAGUGCGCUGCGAGAGGGAAUUUACGUUCUCCGAAGGAAAUUGGGCAAGCCAGCGUGACCGUGUGUGCCGAAUACCCCUACUUGGUCGCUUAGUGUGUUAAGUACUUACAACCAACAACAGGGCGAGGUUUUGCGUCAGGCGGAAGAGAAGCUCAAAGAGGCAGCAGAGGCAAAAGCGGCAGCUGCAACUCCCCAACUCCCACAGGUACUGAAAGAAGUUUACGAAAAGUGAUCUGUUUUGUUGUUUUAUUCCGUAUUCUUUCCAUUCUAAAUUUGAACUGCGUUGUCGUCGUCCAACACUUCGAAUGAAUCCAUACCAACCUGGUGCGCCGGAGCGAUCACGUCAUCCAGGGAACUAGAUGUCGUACUUGCUCCUCUGGGGGUCAAAAAGACAUGCUCACGACGGCCUUCUCUGACUAUGAUUCAUCUUGACUUGUCUCUCGUUUUCGUCUUCAUGGCAAAACGACAAACAAGUGGAAAAGAAAAUCUGUCAGUGUCACAUCCAUCACGAAGUGCAACGUGAUGAAGGCGAAUUCAAUUUUUCAUAUGCUCAACGAGACGGAAGCGGGACGCUGCUUUGCCCGCUUGUUUUUACAAAUUCGAAUUUUAUUUCGGGGACAGUUGAGUGGGACUGGGACUUGUCAUUGUUUGCCUCUGGGAGAAGCUUGUCCGGAUUAUCAAAUUUCCUACUUGAGAAUCCAAGUCUCCGCUUAUUUCGGCCUUAUUUCACCCUAGAAGUACGAGGCGCCCGUCGCGGACGACCUGGCGAAGUGGAGCCUUUUCAUCUCGGUCCGGAUACAUAUUUUUACCGAGCAGACGGAGGAGACCGCGGACAUUUCGUCGUCCGGGUCGUGCGCCGUUGUUUGCUUUUUUAACUGCUGGCGGAGGCCACUCGCAAACAAAGCAGUUAACAGAACGACAGCCAGUUGUAUUUCCCGUAACUAGAGAAGCCGCGUAAACGCAAAAGAGGCAUUACGACACUCGGUCGCAAAGCAAAACUCGCUCAGCAAGACAAUCUAUCGUACUUACAACAGCCGCAACCGGUACAGCCGGCGCAACCGGAACAGCCGGAAGAAGAAGAAGAAGAAGAAGAUGA